Messenger RNA from Pelobates fuscus (common spadefoot toad), 4117 nucleotides. It is a transcript of the gene CNTNAP5, whose product is annotated as contactin associated protein family member 5. The record is from RefSeq and is a predicted model, not a curated record. The coding region runs from base 185 to 4117 and encodes 1310 amino acids. NCBI's taxonomy places the organism in Eukaryota, Metazoa, Chordata, Amphibia, Anura, Pelobatidae. The transcript has 24 exons.
UCACAGCUCCUCUCAGCUCCCUGAGCCUGUGGAUGAUUCGUUAAGGAGCUCUGUGCAAGGGGAUGUCUGCAGCUGGACUUGGAGUGCUGCCUGGAUGCUGCUGAGAGUACAGGGGAGUCUCACAGGGCAAUCUCAAGGCAUCUGGGAUAUUCUGUGAACACAUAUCUUCUCUGACAAACAUACCAUGGAUCUGGAUGCAAAACUAUUCUGUGUUUUUCUGCCUUUGAUCGCCUCUACAUGGCAUUUAGGAUCAACAGCUGCAAACUAUAAUUGUGAUGAUCCACUGGUGUCCUCACUGCCACAGACAUCGUUUGACAGCUCCUCUGAACUGCUCAGUACCCACAGCCAUAUCUAUGCAAAACUCCACAGCAGAGAUGAAGGUGGCGGUUGGUCUCCACUGGAAUCAAAUUCGAGGCAGUGGUUACAGGUUGACCUUGGCGAGAGAUACGAUAUCACAGGUGUUGCCACACAGGGCAGAUUUGGGAGUUCCGACUGGGUGACUCGUUACAGCAUCAUGUUUAGUGAUACAGGGCGCAACUGGAAACCAUAUCACCAUGACAACAGCAUAUUGGUGUUUUCUGGAAAUACAAAUGCAGAUGGCGUGGUGCAGCAUAAAUUUCAGCACUCUAUAAAAGCGAGAUUUUUACGUUUCGUGCCCCUCGAGUGGAACCCCAAUGGGGGGAUUGGCGCCCGUAUAGAGGUUUAUGGUUGCACAUACAAAUCAGAUGUAGCUGACUUUGAUGGUCGAAGCUCGCUCCAAUACAGGUUCAAUCAGAAACUGAUGAGCACAUUUAAAGACGUCAUCUCUUUAAAAUUCAAGAGCAUGGAGAGCGAUGGAGUUUUGUUCCAUGGAGAAGGACAGCGAGGCGAUUAUAUCACUCUAGAACUUCAGAAAGGAAGAUUAUCUCUCUAUAUCAACCUGGGUGAUGCAAAGUUGCGUUUUGGAAAUACCCACACAAUGGUGACGUUAGGAAGCCUUCUAGAUGACCAGCACUGGCAUUCGGUCACCAUAGACAGAUUCAACAAGCAAGUUAACUUCACCGUCGACAAAUAUACUCAGCAUUUCCGAACAAAAGGCGACUCAGAUGAUUUGGAUAUCGAUUACGAGUUCAGCUUUGGAGGGAUUCCAGUGCCAGGAAAACCAGGGACGUUUCUGAAAAGGAAUUUUCAUGGCUGCAUGGAGAAUCUGUAUUACAAUGGAGUGAAUAUUAUUGAUCUGGCCAAGAGACGCAAACCGCAGAUCAACAUUGUGGGGAACAUAUCAUUUUCCUGUUCAGAGUCCCAUGUGGUUCCUGUCACUUUUACCAGCUCCAGCACAAGCUAUCUCCUGCUUCCUGGAACUUCACAAAUCGACGGCCUGUCCGUUAGUUUCCAGUUUCGCACAUGGAACAGUGAUGGUCUUCUGCUCUCUACUCAGCUUGCCGGAGAAUCUGCCGUGCUGGUUCUCCAACUCUAUAAUGGGAAGAUACUUCUAAUGAUCCAGAAGGAAUCAGUUAACAUUCUACCCAUAAGCACAGGCAGUGACUUAGACGAUGGUCUUUGGCACACAGUUUCCAUUAACGCAAGAAGACAUCGCAUCACUCUAACGCUGGAUAAUGGAGCCACACCUCCCGUCCAUGCCAAUAUGCCAAUACAGAUUUAUUCAGGAAACAAGUACUAUUUUGGAGGCUGCCCGGAUCAUCUUGCAGAUUCUCUCUGUAUAAACCCGAUUACUUCAUUUCAAGGCUGCAUGAAGCUUAUUUUCAUUGAUAAUCUGCCCAAAGACCUCAUUUUAGUCCAACGAGGCGCUCUGGGGAAUUUCAGUGAUUUGCAGAUCGAUACUUGUGGCAUCAGAGACAGGUGUCUGCCAAAUUACUGUGAACAUGGAGGAAGAUGUUCUCAAACCUGGAACACGUUUUAUUGUGACUGCAGUGAUACGGGCUACUCAGAGACUACCUGCCAUAGCUCAAUGUACGAAUCAUCAUGCGAAGCUUACAGACAAAAGGGCUACUCGUCAGGCCAUUACUUUAUUGAUUCUGAUGGAAGCGGGCCACUUGUAGCACUGCGUGUUUACUGCAAUAUAACAGAAGAUAAAACAUGGACUUCAGUUCAGCACAAUAUCACAGAGUUGUCUCCGGUACACAGGACAUUGGGUGGCAAGCCAUUCUCUGUGUCAUUAAACUAUACUAGCAGUAUGGAGCAGAUCGAAGCGAUGAUUAACAGCUCAGAAUACUGUGAACAGGAAGUAACUUAUCACUGUAAACACUCCCGACUCUUGAAUUCACCGAAUGGAGUCCCCUUUACUUGGUGGAUUGGGAGGGGAAACCAGAGACACACCUACUGGGGCGGGUCAGUGCCCGGAGACCAGAAGUGCGCUUGUGGAUUUGAGGAAAGCUGCAUUGACAUGAGACAUUUCUGUAACUGUGAUGCAGACAGAUAUGAAUGGGCAAACGAUUCUGGAUUUCUAAACUUUAAGGAGCACUUGCCAGUUUCUCAGAUUGUGAUCUCUGAUACUAACAGAUCAGGUUCAGAAGCAGCCUUUACCGUUGGACCUUUACGCUGCAGCGGUGACAGAAGCUUCUGGAAUGCAGCAACGUUCAACACAAUGGCAUCUUACUUGUAUUUCCCCACCUUCCAUGCCGAGUUCAGUGCUGAUAUCUCCUUCUUCUUCAAAACCACCAGUCCGUCAGGCGUGUUCCUGGAAAACCUUGGGAUCAAAUCAGAUUUCAUAAGGGUUGAACUACUCUCACCACACCAGGUUACAUUCUCAUACGACGCUGGGAAUGGCCCCAUCGAGGUUUCUGUACAGUCGGCCACAGCGUUGAAUGAUGAUCACUGGCAUUAUGUAAAAGCAGAAAGGAAUAUUAAAGAGACAACUCUUGUGGUCGAUGAUCAGCCCAGGAAGAAAGUCCAGGGUCCACUUGAUGGUCACUUCCGCCUACAACUUAACAGUCAGCUAUAUGUAGGCGGGACAUCAUCCAGACAACGGGGUUUUAUAGGUUGCAUGCGAUCACUGAAGCUGAAUGGACAAACAUUUGAUUUGGAAGAAAAGGCAAAAAUGACUUCUGGGGUGAGACCAGGAUGCCCCGGACACUGCAGCAGCUAUGGCAGUUUGUGUCACAACAAUGGGAAAUGUGUGGAGAAACGUAAUGGGUAUACAUGUGACUGCACUAACUCGGCAUAUGAAGGACCUUCCUGCAAGAAAGACGUUUCUGCCAUGUUUGAAGCGGGGACAUCAGUCACAUACGUUUUCCAGGAGCCUUAUCCUGUUUCUAAGAACACAAGUGCAUCGUCUUCCGCCAUAUAUGCAGAUAAUGCAAUCUCUAAAGAACACAUUGCGUUUAGCUUCCUAACGGGACAUUCUCCAAGCCUUUUGCUCUACAUAAGUUCAUUCUAUCAAGACUAUAUUGCUGUCCUACUCUGCAGAAAUGGAAGUUUACAAGUCAGAUACAAGUUAAGCAAAGAAGGAACUCAUAUCUUUACCAUUAACUCAGAAAGAUUCGACAACAGAAAAUUACAUCACGUGAAGAUCAGCCGAGAAGGAAAAUCAUUAACUAUUCAGGUGAACAAUAUCAUAAAACAACGGCAUAACUUUACAUCUGACAUAUAUUUCAAGGCUAUCAAAUCUCUCACGUUAGGGAAAGUUGUUGAUAGUCCAGGUCUUGAUUCAGAAGUUUCCAAAGCAAAUGCCCUGGGAUUCAUUGGGUGUUUGUCCUCAGUCCAGUACAACCACUUAGCUCCAUUGAAAGCGGCGUUGCGUCACGCGAGCAUCGCUCCUGUCACAGUGAUAGGGACCCUGUCUGAAUACGGCUGUGGAUCGAUCACUGACAUUGAUUUUAAUACGGUCACAACAACACAUUCAGCUUCAGAUCCCUUUGGAAAAGCUGAUGACCAUGAACCACUGACAAAUGCUGUAAAGAGUGAUUCAGCUGUCAUAGGAGGUGUCAUCGCAGUGACCAUAUUUAUCAUAUUUUGCAUCAUGGCGAUAAUGAUAAAGAUUAUCUAUCAACACAAGGAGACCCAUCGUAAAUCUCACUCCAAGGAGAAAGAAUUUCACAGCAGCCUCGAGCGCUCCUAUCGGAAUGAGAUGGACUUGCAGAACGCAGUCAGCGAGUGUAAAAAGGAAUAUUUUAUCUAA